Messenger RNA from Portunus trituberculatus (swimming crab), 2522 nucleotides. RefSeq names its product protein angel homolog 1-like. The transcript is spliced from 2 exons. The record is from RefSeq and is a predicted model, not a curated record. The coding region runs from base 153 to 2444 and encodes 763 amino acids. Lineage: Eukaryota; Metazoa; Arthropoda; Malacostraca; Decapoda; Portunidae. Gene Ontology annotation, molecular function: 3'-5'-RNA exonuclease activity.
UACUACUACUACUACUACUACUACUACUACCACCACCACCACCACCACCACCACCACCACCACCACCACUACUACUACUACUACUACUACUACUACUACUACUACUACUACUACUACUACUUCACGCUGGCCUUAUUUUGGACACAGAAAAGAUGAGCAGUGUCUGCAUGCCAGGGUGGCUGGCUGGGCGCCUGGUGGUGGGUCUGUGUGGUGGCAGCAGGCAUCAUGCAGCAGAAGCAGCGGCAACAGUGGCUGAGCUCGGUGUGUAUGGCAGAGCGACAGCACAGGUGGUGAGGGCCCAGGCCAUGGCAGCCAAGCGGGGUGGGGAGGCACUAUCUCCCGUGUGUCCCACUAGACGCAAGCGGCGGCCGUGCAAUGAGCCACUGGAUUUCAUCUCACUCUCCCAAACACCACCCCGCACCUCCAACCCUGCAGGGAACCUUGACCUUGGCAGCUUCAUCUUCAUUGAUACCACACCCACACCCGUGCCCGAUGCACCCGCUCCCCCAUCAUACAGACGCAUAGCCCCACAUGCUGCCCAUGAUGUUGAGGUGGUGGAUGUGUCAGACACAUCGCCGAGGCCCCGCCAUAGCUCAGCCAGCGACUCUGACAUCGCCGUGGUAUAUGAGGGGCCGCGGCUGGGUGGGACGGGGCUCGGCGGCCCCACCAUAAGCCAGCAGCGGGGCUGCCACACUAAGGCGCAACGUGGCAUUAAUACCCGAGCCACGGCAGCGCCAGCCCUGGCGCCAGCCGAGGAUGAUGACCAGCCCGGUGAGGUGGAGGUGGUGGACCAGGAGCCAUGCCGCAACACCGAAGUGGAGGUGAUUCAAGUGGACUCUGUGGAACACCACCAUCAGCAGCAGCAGCAGGAGGAAGAGGUGGAAGGUGAACAGGUAGUGGUGGUGGACAGAGAUAGUGAUAGUGAGAGGCGCACAGCUGGCAGUGGUGGCGGCAACAGUGUAGGGGAUGUGGUGGUGGACAGUGACAGUAACAGUAGCAGUAGUAGUGGUGGUGAGGAUGAGGUGAUAGAUGUGAGCGGGGAAGGCUUUGUAUCACUGGGCGGCUUGGCGGUGCAGCACUUGGAAAACACCACCAUUGACUUGUCAGAUGAGGUAUUGCGGCGGCGGCGGCACCUGGAAGCACUGCGACCGUGGGAGCGCACUGGUCUGGGUGGGCAUGUUGCGCGGCAUGGGUUGCCGAGUGGUGCAGUGCCGCUGACGGUGGUGAGCUACAAUGUGUUGGCACAGAGCCUGCUGCGGGACAACCCAGGCCUGUACCGCGGGUGUGGCGUGGAAGAACUUGCGUGGGAAUAUCGGUGGGCGCUGUUGCAGCACGAGGUAGAGGGGAUGCAGCCUGAUGUACUGCUGCUGCAAGAGGUAGAGGCACGACACUACCACAGCCACUAUCUACCCUGGAUGAUGUCGCGGGGCUUCCAGGGUCUGUACAAGAAGCGGACGGGCACCAAGGCUGACGGAUGUGCCAUCUUCUACCACGCUGACAAGUGGCUCCUGGCGGAACACACCUCCGUAGAGUAUCGCCAGCCCCGUGCCCCCGACGUGUUGGACCGCGACAACGUUGGCCUCAUCGCGCGCCUCGUGCCUCGCCAAUGCGGCGGCGGCAACGACGGUGGUGAUGCAGGGGUGGUGGUAGCCACCACACACUUGCUGUACAAUCCGCGGCGUCACGACGUUAAGCUGGCGCAGGUGGCGGUGCUGCUGGCGGAGUUGGACAGGAUGUGCUACAUGGGACAGGCUUCGGGGCAGCCCCGGUACUGCCCUAUGGUGGUGGCUGGGGACCUGAAUGCUGAGCCACACACGGCCUUGCUCUCCUUUCUGCUGGAGGGACGCCUCCAGUAUGAGGGGCUGGGCCGCCGCACACUCACCAGGCACUGCUUGCGUGGCGCAGAGCUGGGCGCUGAGCUGCUGCCACCCGCCUUAGGCAUCACCAGGGCCUGCCAGCACGCUGCGCUGGCCCAGGGCCGAUGGCUGGAGAGGCAGCAUGGACCCAUCAUCUCCCCCGUGGACAAGCGCCGUCUGGAGGAGGCGCUCAUCCACCUCCACCACUCAGACCGACCCAACACUACCCCUGCAUCCACCCCUGCCACUACCAUGCUGCACGACCCCUCUCAGUGGCCAGGCUGGCUCAGCCACGCCCUGCUGCUGCAUUCAGUCUACAGGCGGCAGCGGGGGCGGGGAAUGGACCGUGGAGGUGCUGGGCCCGAGGUGACCACCUUCCAGGAGCGGUGGAUGUGCGUGGACUACCUGCUGUACUCCCGCGUGCGGCGCCACACCGGCCCGGCCACCGAGGGACGCCUCAAGCUGCUCGAACGGCUCACCUUGCCCACACCACGUGAGGCGGCACUCUUCAGCCCCAUGCCAUCCCCCGUGUGUCCCUCAGACCACUUCCCUCUAGCGGCAAGGUUCAUGCUGCUCCACAACUCCUGAACACUCACACCCCACCACACACACACACACACACACACACACACACACACACACACACACACACACACACACACACAC